GUAAUUCCGCUGCCUAAAUUCAGGGGUAGAUUCAACCUUAUUGCGAAAGAGGUUAGUAAACAAUCCGGUACCAUCAAGAGCAUGUCGUCGGAUUCCAGUGUAACUAAGCGUCCUUCCGAAGACGAAAGCCGCGAUGACACGGUGGCGCCAGCAGGUCCGGAAGUGACCAAGAUGGACGAAGUGAGUACCGCUCAAAGCCAGGAAUCGAUGGUAAUGAUUGGAGAACAACAGCUGGAUCAGGAUGUGAUCGAGGACAACUUGUUGAAUGAAGACCCGGUCGAUCUUGGUGUGCAGUCCCAAUCUCCGGCAAUGAUGGAUGAGGACGUGCUUUUGGAGGAAGAGAAAGAAGAUGAAUCGAUGGCAGUAACCAAGAUGGUUGAUGAGCAAAGCACCGAAGCAAUCGAAGAUAUGUUUAUGGAAAAUGUCGAGACUGCUCAAAUCGAUGAUCAAUCCGAAACACAAUCCGCUGGAUACGAGCAGGACUACUUCCAGUCGUUUGCUGCACACGAAGUGGGUCGCUGUUCGUGGGAUAAAGCAGCGAAGCAAAACUACGUCCGCGGAUGCCUCUGGUCGCCGGACGGUUCCUGCGUACUGACGGCGGUCAACAACGAUGGAAUGCACGUUUUUGAGCUUCCAUCGGACUUGUACGGAGUGCAGGAGGUAUCCCCACAGCGACCGGUAAAUCUUCUGGAUUCUGCAGUGCAUGUACGCGAAACAACCCUGGUCUACGACUACAAGUGGUACCCAGGAAUGCACAGUUCCAUGCCGGAAACGAGCGUUUGGAUUGCCUCCAGACAACACGAACCCAUCCAGAUGUGGGAUGCCUACACGGGUAAACUGAGAUGCUCCUACAAAGGCUACAAUGCGGUGGACGAAGUGGAAGCCGCACUUAGCCUUACAUGGUCCCUCGACGGAGGAUUCAUCUACGGUGGAUACAAGAAAAGCAUCAAGACGUUCGACGUGAAAGCUCCUGGCAGGGAAAUUUCUUCGUUCCCUACAAAGGUGACUGCUUCGUGUAUGACGAUCUGCUCUCCGCUUCCGAAUCUGCUGAUAUUUGGAUCCUGGAGCCGGUCUAUUACUGCUUUAGCCACCAACUCGAAUCAGACCAUUCCAGUGGGGAAUAAUUCGCUAGAUUGCAGCCAUAACGCCGGAGUCACUUGGCUGAGAUUUAUUCCCAGGACCAACCUAUUCGCUUCCGGGGGCAGAAAGGACAGCAAGCUGAUGCUGUGGGACAUUAGGAAUCUAGAGAAACCGUACCAUGUGCUUGAGCGGACCUGUGAUACUAAUCAACGAGUUUACUUCGACGCUUCCCCAUACGGUGAAUGGCUCGGAACAGGAACCACCGACGGUAUCGUCCGGGUUUGGAAUCUGAGAGAUAUCGAUGCCGUCAGCAAAUCGUACCGGAAGUAUGACUUCCCUUUGCAUCGAGACUGCUGCAACGGAGUUUCGUUCCACCCGUCCAGACCGAUUGUGGCCACAACGAGCGGCCAGUUCCAUCCUAAUGUGAGCGACGAUUCGUUCGAUGAACAACAACAACAGACAGACAAACCCCAACAAGAAGCGGAAAACUCCCUUACCCUCUGGUGGAUCGGCAAGGCCAUUUCGGAAGAAUGAAACCUGGUUCCCCAGUACUGGAGGACCGGGCAAGACGCAUGGGAGUUUUUUCUCUCUUUUUAACUAUAUGUUUUUGACCACGGUUUUCUUAAUGUUUCGCCUUCCUAAUAGAUUAAAAUCAUCUCCAGUUAAUAUUAAGAAGGAUUAAAUAUUUAUAUUAUGUACAAAAUAACAAUAAAAUUAAUAAAGAAUAGUGAUCUUUAAUUGUAACAAUUUACUGAUUUCCAUUUUUUUUUUAUGUUUUCACCCGAAUCGCAAUACCCGAUCGGGAUCAAAAAUUGGUUACUUGCAGUUACUGUAGUAAAUUGCUUAACUUCGUUCUCCUGUCCUCGGUCUCGCUUUCUAUCGCAUGCAUCUUUUUUUUUUUUUGUUAAUUGCAUUAUUAAUAUAAUUAUUAUUCUUACUAUCGCUUGAGUCGUUCUUAUUAUGUUAUGUAACGAGGAUACAGUAACUCUAUUUUAAUACGAAUGUGUAUUUUGUGUUUCUCUGGUUGUGUUUUUUUUUGCAU
This is a messenger RNA of Ochlerotatus camptorhynchus, 2122 nucleotides long. RefSeq names its product WD repeat domain 79 (gene WDR79). NCBI's taxonomy places the organism in Eukaryota, Metazoa, Arthropoda, Insecta, Diptera, Culicidae. Bases 82 to 1614 code for a protein of 510 amino acids. The transcript is spliced from 2 exons. The record is from RefSeq and is a predicted model, not a curated record. Gene Ontology annotation, biological process: Cajal body organization. Gene Ontology annotation, cellular component: Cajal body. Gene Ontology annotation, molecular function: protein binding; RNA binding.